GGAAGAGUUUAAAAAGAUUCAGAAAAGUGUCGGAAAAUUUGUCUACGAAAAACCAGCCGGUCCGAGAGAGUCUUCGACUAAUUACACAGCCUGUAUAUUGAAAGAGAGAAAAAAAAGGAGACGUCGACGGAAUUUCACGGGGACUUCCUAUCUGCGUUUCAAGCUACCUCGGAAAGUCAGCGGCAACCUGCCUCUCGGUUUUCAGAGCUCUUCCCCAGCUCCUCUGUAAAUAGACUAAAAAAAACGACAGAAUGACAACGCAUUUCAGGAGCGGCCCAGCCUUUGGACUUUCUGCCGAGGUUAAGAGCAAGCUGGCUGGCAAGUAUGACCCACAGAAAGAAGAGGAGCUGAGGCUGUGGAUUGAGGAUGUGACUGGGAAAAGAAUCGGGGACGGCUUCAUGGAGAGUCUGAAGGAUGGAAUCCUGUUGUGCGAGCUCAUUAAUGUCCUCCAGCCAGGUUCAGUUAAGAAGAUCAACCAUUCCACCCAGAACUGGCACCAGCUGGAAAACAUCGGGAACUUUGUCCGUGCCAUCACAGACUACGGCCUGAGGCCACACGACAUCUUCGAGGCCAACGACCUGUUUGAGAAUGUCAACCACACUCAGGUCCAGAGCUCUCUCAUCGCUCUGGCCGGAACGGCCAAAUCUAAAGGUUUCCACUCUAAGUACGAUUUAGGGGUGAAAUAUGCUGAGAAACAGCAGCGACGCUUCGCUCCCGAGAAGCUCAGGGAGGGUCGGAACAUCAUAGGUUUGCAGAUGGGCACCAACAAGCUUGCCAGUCAAAAGGGAAUGACCUCUUACGGGACGCGUCGUCAUCUGUAUGACUCCAAGAUUGGCAUGGACAAACCAGAGGACCAAUCGACUAUCAGCCUGCAGAUGGGCACCAACAAGGGAGCCAGCCAGGCUGGGAUGACGGCUCCAGGGACCAGGAGGCACAUCUUUGACAAGAACCUGGGCCUGGAGAACUGCGACACCACCACCAUCUCCCUCCAGAUGGGCACCAACAAAGUGGCCUCCCAACAGGGCAUGACCAGUUACGGCCUCCCUCGCCAGGUCUUUGACAACAAGUACUGCACCAACCCCACCGAGGCCUACUAUGACAAUGGCGACGAGGCGGAGUUUGACGGCUACCAGUACUCUGACUAAAAGGAGAACCCAAAAGGAAAGAAGAAACCCCAACGUGGACAGCUUUUCCCCCUUACUAUAACUCAGAACAACCACCCACUGCCGUCUUUGUGACCAGCAAGCCCUUCCAGACUGUUAUUUAAAUCUGAAUGACGUCAUCGUCGUCUUCAUUUCCCUCCCCUCCUUUUUCCUAAGCAUGUUUUUUACUCUUAGGAAUUUAUUGUUUGCCUUUCUACGAGCAAACAAAAAGAAAAAAAAAAAAGAAAGCGUUUACACAGAUCUUUAUGUCCAAGAAAAAUGUCCUGCUGUCGCCACGGUUACUGUUUUUUACAGCUUAAAGAUACUCACACGAUGCUCAGACGUUGACUAUUUUACUGACCUUUGCUAUUUAUAUCUGAAUUUUUUCCUAUUGCUUUUUAUGCUUGUAAUUAGUUUUUUGUUUUUUUUUAGCUCUUUGUGUCUCUAACCUCACAUCCUUACCCCCCCAAAACAGUAGGGACCGUUUGGGACCACGCAGAAGCUCGGCGUCCUGGGACCAAUCGGAGAUCAGGAUGCAGGACCCGUAGCUUUGCGUGGCGAGCACCUGUGCUAAAACGGGUGGGUGCGUUCCUGCUUCAUUUGUGGGGGAGAGUUUUUCGAACGGGAAGGUUUGUGCGAUGUACAGUCGGCUGCUUUUAUAAAGGAGCAAAUGUAGGUGUUGUGGUACCCAGUUUAGAGUUUGGUGAACGUUUUAUUCAGCAGUUUUUAGUGAUGCGACUUUCAGUCUGGCCUCUGUGAGCUUUGGCUUUACGGUUGCAGCUCUUUUGCACUUUACCCAGCUUCACCUUUGUGACUUUUUUUUUCCCCAUUUGAUGCCUUUUUAUACUUCAACUGUUCUAAAAAAAAAAAAACACAUGGGGUAAUGUUUUCAUCUGCAUUUGUCAGAUAAUAGAAUAGUAGAUAGAUUCAAUUGAACACUUUCAGUGUCCACUCUGUAAAAGCAGAAUUCUUCAGGCUGGUUUGUGGUCUUUUUGGGACAACUGAGUAAGAAUUGAAUGGGGCUCUGUUCUCUUCGUCUUUUCGGUCCGCUGCCCCAAACCCAUAUCGGUUCACAUCAUGUCGCAGCACUCCCCCGCAAAGAUCCUCCUCAGGACAAGCCCCCGUCUUGUUCUUCUAAAGCCUUCCCUUCGUUCUGUUGUGUUUUAUGAAUGACAGGUUGAUGGUAGUAAACAGCCAUAUUUGGGCAGUAAUGCAGGCAGCUGUAGAGGGACCUGUACAAGGGUGACAUCUAGUGUUGCUUAUUGGGUGCUCCUUUACUGUAUUGUCACCAGAUGUCUACUCUUUUCACAUUUCCCAAAUAUUUCAAAAUUGAAAUGGUGAAUAUCUGAUUUCAUUCCCCUUCUUAUAAUUACAAAAGAACUGAUGGACGUUAUGUAAAGAAUCAUUUCACCCCAACCUGUUUUUUGUAUCCAACCCUACUUUCCUCACACGCCUUUCACGAAACAUGACAUUUGUGCAAUAAAAACACAUCAAAAUGGU
Molecule: messenger RNA, 2642 nt
Organism: Menidia menidia (Atlantic silverside)
Lineage: Eukaryota; Metazoa; Chordata; Actinopteri; Atheriniformes; Atherinopsidae
Source: the annotation of a GenBank genome assembly